Molecule: messenger RNA, 2458 nt
Organism: Cuculus canorus (common cuckoo)
Lineage: Eukaryota; Metazoa; Chordata; Aves; Cuculiformes; Cuculidae
Gene: TP53INP1
Product: tumor protein p53 inducible nuclear protein 1
Exons: 4
Coding region: 305-1018 (237 amino acids)
Biological process (GO): autophagosome assembly; positive regulation of DNA-templated transcription
Cellular component (GO): autophagosome; nucleus
Source: RefSeq, a predicted model, not a curated record
CGUGCGUUGGCGACAGGCGGUGGCGGCGGCGCCCAUUGGCGGAGGGGCGGGCGCGGGGCGGUGGGACCGGCAGCUGCGCCGCCGCUAUAACAACAAAGGGCUCCGCGGGGGACGCGGAGCAGCGCAGGGCAGGUUUCACGUAAGCUGUUUACAAGUCAUGCCUCUGCAUGUCCCGUACCUAAGCUGAUAAAGCACCUAUGCACUUUAAUCUCAAGUCUAUGCCACUCUGCUAGUACAGCGUGAGCUGUGCCUUGAACCUUGAACAUAAAGACCUACCAGCCAAAGUCUUGUUCCUGCCUUAGUAAUGUUCCAGAGGUUAAAUAACAUGCUCAUGGGAGAGAUUAAUAGCUUGUCCAGCCAAGAGCCAGAGUUCAGUGAGAAAGAAGACGAUGAGUGGAUUCUAGUUGACUUCAUAGCAGACACUUGCACUAAUUGCUCUGUGGAGGAAGCAGACAUUGCUGAAGAAUCAGCCGGAGACAGCUCGCCUGUCUUCUCUUGUUUACCGUCUCCCUUGGAACACUUGCCAGAGACCAGCGAGUCUUGCUUCAUCCAGUUUGAGUCGUGUCCCAUGGAGGAGAGCUGGUUUAUCACCCCACCCCCAUGUUUUACUGCAGGUGGAUUAACCACUAUCAAAGUGGAAACCAGUCCAAUGGAGAACCUCCUGAUAGAGCAUCCCAGCAUGUCUGUGUAUGCUGUCCAUAAUACCUGUCACAGCCUUAAUGAGACUGGAUGUGGAGAGGAGGAGUUUUGCAGCCCAAGUAGUCCCAGACUGGAGGCCCAAAAUGAAAUGGGACAGCGUGUUCACUGCUAUGUCACAGCCCUUGCUACGCGUUCAACUUUUCUGGAAAAAAACAAGAGCUUUCGUCCUACUCACUGGAUAAAAGAACACAAUGAAAGACACUAUCUCAACAGGAACAGUCUCCGUCGCCAAAACCUUACCAGGGAUUGCCACUCUCGGCAAAUCAAGCACAAUGGACUUUUUGUUCACCAGCCUUGCCAGCGUCAGUUCAAUUACUGAUGGCUCUUGUGGUUUUAAUCUAUGGUCUAAUUGUUUUUUAGGUUGCUCUUGUUUUCAUGUGUAGGUAAGUGUGGUCAAUCUGAAGCUGAUCGUCAGUCUCUCAAACGCAAUCGUUAACUAGUGUUGCAUUCAUUUGAAAUGACACAUAAAUCUCCAAACAUCUUGCAGCAAGUCCUAGGCAUUGAUAUUUAACAUCAAUGUCUGGGAAGCCUAUCAGUAUGAUAGUUUGUGCUGGUUUUAUAAACUAUGAUGUAUAGGUGGGUUCUUAGUUGAUAUUUUAAAGUAACUUAACUGAUGUGGAAAUCAGUUACGUUUUGCAUUAAUCAAAGUGGAGUUAGAAAAUUUGAGGUUAGCUGUAUGCUUUAAUGACCAGUACUUGACAGCUUGUGUAUCUGUCUGUAUUCAGCAUUUAUGAUUACUUUCUAACAAGGAAAUACUAUAGCUGCCAGUGGAUAUUAUAUAGCUACGCUGAACUGUUACAAGAAGGACAUCUAAUCUAAAUUGCCUAGUACCUACUUGUGUUAGUGGAGUCUGUGUAGGUGUGUUGGGUACCUAAUAUGGGUAUCAGAAAAGGGUUAAAUGUCCCCCAAUAUUGUUGCAGUAUGAUAUGGCACUGGUGUUACAGAUGUAGUACCUCACAGUGGAGUGGAAGGAAAAGUGGACCUCUGGGUUAAGUGCAGACGCACAACCUAGGGAACUGAACUGGGUUUUACUCGUUGCAGUUCAGGUUCUUACUCCCUUUCUCUAAUUCUUCCUCUUUCUGUCUUCGAAAGAUGUAUUUGCCCUACCCUAUUUCGUUUAGCCUCUGGUCUAGUUGAAGAAAAAAGAUGGUGGAUCGACCGUUCUUUUAAUCCUGUUAGUAGCUGAUUACUCUUUAAAGAAGUCAGGCUGAUGGGAUAGCUAUUUCUGAGCUGCUAACUGCUGUUAUAUUCUCAUAUUUACGGAUUGAGAGUAGCUGAAAAAUAGUUAGGAUGGCUUUAUUAGAAGUCCUCCUGAUCUUUCUCUUUUUCUCUCUCUGUGAAAAUGAAGUCUGAGUUAAUUGUGACUGGAAAUGAAGGGCAGUGCGUGGCAGGGAGAGGAGCGUGCUGAAAACCAGUCUUACAGAACUAAACACAGUGAUAACAGGGUGUGUAAAAAAAAAAAAAAAAAAAAAGAAGAGGUAGGUGGGCAGUUGUUUUUCUCCUAUCCCACUGGGGACAGAAUCAUAUCCAGAAGGACUGGAUAGCAAUUCUGUGGGCCAACAGGGAAGAAAAGCCAUUCAAAACUAACAAAUAGUUUUCUUAAGAACACUGUGCAAGAUGUUUUGGAAGUUGGCAGGCACUUUAAGUUCACCUGUUAUUACACAGCAGCUGCAUGGCGUGCUGAACCCUAGCAGAUCAAUCUGGGAAGUAGAUUAAAUGUCUGUGGAGAUGAGGAAGCAGAAAUCUGCACCGAAAGAAA